CCUCACUCUACUGCGCUCCUUCUCUCCCUGCCUCAUCAACGCCCUCGCAGCUCGCGCCGCCAUGGUCCACGCCGACGCCGCCACGCUGCCUGCCGCCGCGCUCGCCUCGCCCGCCGCCUUCUACGCGCACGUCGGCGAGCAGGUCGCCGCGCUGUGCGAGGGGCAGCGCGCCUGGGUGUGCAACCUGGCCAACGCCAGCAGCGUGCUGUAUGCCGCGCUCAACGAGUGGAAGCGCAGCAGGGGCAAGCGCAUCAACUGGGCCGGUGAGUGCGCAGCUAGGAGGCAAGAGGGGGAGCAGAGGGGCGCAAGGCGAGUCGCGAGCGGCGAGAGACAGGCGAGAGGCAUCGCAGAGCGCGAGGAGGCAGGGUGGCAGCGAGGAGGCAGUGUGGCAGCGAGGAGAGGCGAGGGUGGGAUCCGCAGGCAGGUACGGCUGGCCAUGCGCAGGCCGUCUCCUUCGAACGUCAAGCCUGGCACCCCCAGCAGAGCCACAGCGGCAAGUCUUGCCGUCGUCCUUCUGCUGCGCCCGGCUUCUCUUUGGGGCGCAGCUCACUGACCUCUCUUGCCCCUCCCUUGCCCCUCUCUCUGUUCGUGGCUCAGGCUUCUACCUCCUCUCCCCUCUCAUCCCUCAUUCCGGCCCGCAAAAGCGGCCCACUCUGCUCCUCGCGCCCUUCCACGGCCUGCCCGCCUGCCAGGCCAUUCCGUCCAUCGCAGGCAAGGGCGUGUGCGCAGACGGCAGUGCCGUGCUGCCUCCCACCUCCGUCGUCGUGCGCGACACCGACGCGUACCCGGGCCACAUCGCAUGCGACAGUGCUUCGCGCUCCGAGAUUGUCGUGCCGCUCGUUAUUGCCCGCGGCCGCCUCUCGGCCUUCGACGCGAGCCGGCCAGAGUGGGCAGGCCGCGGAGACGGGCAAGACGUCAUCAUCGGCGUGCUGGACAUCGACUGUGAACAGCUCGAGGGCUUCGACGACGAGGAUCGCAAGGGCCUGGAGGGCAUCGCGAGGCUCCUGGUCGAUGCUUGCGAUUGGUGAUCGCGCGCAGCCCGCGUUUGUCACACCUCCUGCUCUAGACUACACACACCCUUAAUCGAUCUCUCUCUCUC
Messenger RNA from Tilletiopsis washingtonensis, 1099 nucleotides. RefSeq lists its product as hypothetical. The transcript is spliced from 2 exons. The coding region runs from base 210 to 1028 and encodes 272 amino acids. Gene Ontology annotation, molecular function: L-methionine (R)-S-oxide reductase activity. Gene Ontology annotation, cellular component: cytosol. Lineage: Eukaryota; Fungi; Basidiomycota; Exobasidiomycetes; Entylomatales. The record is from RefSeq and is a predicted model, not a curated record.